UCCGCGUGAUAAUUCCGAUAAUUCCCCCGACUUUUGGGGAUCGUUUUAAAAAAGAAAUAAAUAAGAAAAUAGUGGAUAUUUUCCGAAAUAUAAAAAUUGAUUCUAUUGUAAAUGAAGUCGAGGAAUUAUUAUUAAGGAAAGAUUUUAUAAUUUCGGCGAAAUAUGGAUAAAUAGGGAAAUAUUUCGAGUAUAAAAUUCGCAAAGGGAAAAAGCAGAGGAAAAGGUUUAGAAUUCUUUUUUCUUUGCGAGUUUGAAAAAUAUGUUGAACAAUUUUCCAAGUGACGAACUUUGAUUGUUAAUUUGAUUGUCUAGUCAAGAUUAUAAAUAAUUUAUUUAUAUUUCUAUUGUAAGAAAAAGAAGAUAAAAUGAGUUUAAUGAGCAGAUUUUUGUACUGGUGUAAAACUCCAACAGGACAAAAAGUCGGCACUGGACUGUGCAUUGGCAUAAAUUUUGGAGUUUUUUAUGCUGUAUAUUUACCACAAACAUUUUUCAUACAAAAAUUAAAGAAUUUGGUGCAACUGAAUGAGAUGGGAAAACCAGUCGAAGUGCCAGAGGACUUGAAGAUUCUCUUCAACGAAGUUAUCGGCGACUUGGAAUUCCAGGAAUUCGAACGCAAAGUCGUCGAGCCAUUCAUCGUCUGUCGCUUUCGACCAUUUCAAGCUGGAGUAUUACAUUCGACAAGCGGUGGAAUCAUUGGCAUUCCAUGGCACUUCACCUACAACGAUAUUCUCGAUGUGAAAAUACCAAAACUCUCACUCUUCAAAAUGCCCGUCGAUGUUUCGCGCUUGGAAACUGAAGAUUUGGCCGAAUCGCUUGUUCUGUCGCGCGACGCAAAGAAAUUCGCCAUUGCACACGAAUUGUGCUUACUGCGUGAGUCUGAGUGCAUUUUAAAUUCAGUAUUCGCCUCGGCUUUCUGUUUUCUCAGCUACUCUGUGUCGCAAGUGGUGAAGCAUAAAUUUCACCUCUACACAAAAUCGCUGUCGUUACGUCUUCUUCUUUACACGACGAGUGGUUUCGUUGGCGCUGCACUUUACUUCAUACAAAAAGAUUAUUACGCCAAAAAAUUGGAGAAAAAGAUUGACGCCGAAUUGGCGAAAUUGAAUAAUAGUUACUUGCAAGGUGGACUUGAGUAUUACAGUAAAGUGAUGAAGACGAAUAUUGCUUUGAGGAAAUUACUCGAUGAUUAUGGUGAUAAGACUUAUGAUGAUAAAGGGGAUCUCGUUUAUUUAUGGAGGCAAAAAACGACGCCUUAUAGUGAGAGGAAAUUAUUUUUUGAAAUGCUCGCGAAUACUGAGAAGGCGUAGAUACUUCUUUUUGUUAAAACUAGUCUUUAGCUAAGUCACCGAAAAUUUAUAAAUAAAUAACUGUUGAAUUAA
Messenger RNA from Leptopilina heterotoma, 1376 nucleotides. Its product is annotated as transmembrane protein 177. Bases 366 to 1304 code for a protein of 312 amino acids. The record is from RefSeq and is a predicted model, not a curated record. The transcript is spliced from 3 exons. Lineage: Eukaryota; Metazoa; Arthropoda; Insecta; Hymenoptera; Figitidae.